GAGCAGUUUGAGGCUUUGUUUCGUGCGUUUGAUCCUGGCACAUCAUUCCAGUUCUUCAAAAGCUUCAGACGAGUUCGGAUCAACUUCACGGAUGCGCUGGCGGCGGCUGAGGCUCGAGUCAAGCUGCAUAAAAGUGACUUCAAUGGAAAGGAGAUGCGCCUGUAUUUCGCUCAGUCUGUACAUAUCGGCAGUCCUCGUCUUGAGCCUCCAAAACCAGAGAAGCAGUUCCUGAUUUCUCCUCCAGCGUCGCCCCCUGUUGGCUGGGCGCAGUCGCAGGACGCAAUGCCCGUCAUCAACUAUGACCUGUUGUGUGCCGUGUCCAAACUAGGACCAGGCGAGCAGUACGAGCUCCACUCCGGGACCACCAACACACCCAGUGUGAUCGUGCACGUGUGUGAAGACGACAGUUCAGAAGGAGAAGAUGAAAACGCCGAGUGGAAAACAAAACGUGCUCGGCCCAAAAUCAUCCAGACACGCCGCCCAGAUUUCGUCCCGUCGGUGGACCAGUGAGCAUUUCCUGACCCGUUCAUCUCCGCGACCCAAACCGGGGAGCCACUAGGAAACAUGCGGUCAUGCAGUUUGUCAUCCUCACCACUAGGGGACAACGGUGAGCAUCAAAACCUCUUCCUAGUUUAGCGAGGGAGACGAGCGUCCUCAUCAUCUCGCGCUUCAUUUCUGAACAUCAGGGACUCGAGAGCUUCUCUCGUCUUACGAAUGUCAUUAUUUGCUUGACGUCACUACUGUGUAUUUUAAUAACGCAAAGUGGAAACUGCGAGAUGUGCGUCUGAUUUGUGGAAGGCGGUUGUGUUUUUGUGUGUGUGUUUAGCACAAACAUCGUGUCUAGGCAUGGGCCGAUAUGAUAACCUUAGGUAUAAAUAUCACCGUUUCACAGUAUUACUGCUCGAAAUUUUUAUUAAUUUUUUUUAUUUUUAAUGUAUUGGUUGAAAAACGACUUUUAUUCCAAAUUAAACACAAUAUAUUUUAUUUUAAGAAACAUUUUGAAGCAGUAAACACGUCGGGCUACAUCAUUAAAAUAAAUAAUAGACUUCUGCUGUCUUCAUUUGUUUCAAAAACGCAGAUUUCUUUACAAUUUGAAAAGGAUAUCUUUAUUUUCUUUGGAUAUAAAGUAAACCACUGCACUGUUGAGAGCCGUAGCAUGCACGGAUGUUGGUUUAUAAGCCAUUUGUUUGCUGAUUCAUGGGCAUGACCAGUAGCUUUCGAUGUGGAUGGUCAUUUGCUGCUGGAGAUACCCUAACAGCUGAAUAAAAGUCAUAAUAAACACCUUAAAAAAACCAUUGGUAUAACGGAAAAUGUUAACGUUUUUUAAUCCUUGACUUUUCCAAACCGCAUUAUCGUCCCAUGCCUAAUCGUGUCUGAAGUGUGUAUCGUUCGGGGGCCACUGUUGUGUACUCAUGGUCUUUAUUCUCACGUAUCGUCUCUGCGUUUAGUCAGUUAAGCACUCGUACAGUCUUGAAAUGUCAUUAUUAUUGUCGCUGAAGUUCUUGACGAGCUCUCCAAGUAUUAUGCACUUUAAAAUAAUAGAGCCUUAUAAUGUGGUACAUGACAACAACAUGAAGUACUUGUGUUUGUAUUUCGAGCGCAACUGGGAUUGACUCCUUUUUAUUUAUUUAUUAAAUCCCCAUCACUCCAAAACAGAUCAGUGAAAAUUGGAACCAGAAUUAUUCAAAUAAAAUAUUAAAUCUAAACCAUCGGCUGUAUAAAAUGAAAUAAACAAUUGGCUUUGUGUUUAUAUACAACAUAAAUAUUGACUAUAAAUCACUGGCUCUGUUAAAUUAAAUCAAAAUAUUGAGGAUACCCUCGAAUUGAUUGGAUCUAAACAAUCUCACUGUAAAUUUCUAUAGAUUAUUUUAAAAUCCACUUAAUUCACAAUGCAUUUUUGUGAGAUUAAUAAUUGGUGUACAAUCAUUACUGUAAGCUGUUGGCCAUAUUUAAAAUGUGAAGCGUAUAUUUAACAACAUAUAUUAAAUAAUUUAAAAAUCAAAUUUAAAGACUUAACAUUAAGGCUCCAUUAGUUAGUAAACUUACAAUGGACAAUCUUUUUGCUCAUUGUUAGUGAACAAAAUGACAUGAACAAAUGAUUAAUCUUCGUUAGUAAGUUCGUUCGUUAAUAAUUUACUGUUAAUAAUAUUAUUCCAUAUAUGUGACCUAUAGUUGCAUAUUUAUUAACUGCAUUUAUUAACACAAUUACACAAGUAUUGUUCACCGUUAUUUAAUGCAUUAGCUCAUUAACUACUAGGAACUUAUUGUAAAAUAUUACCAAAUCAAUUUACAUAUAUCUGACAGUUUUGACAGACAGGAUGGCGGGUCACUUUUAUUAUGUUUUGUUUGCAUUUUCCAUAAUAAAAGCACUAUUGGUGGGUUUCUGUAUUAGUGCAGCAGAAUUAAAGUGAACGAUUUCAAACUAAGAAAAUUAAUAAAUGAAGUGUACGUUGUUGUCGAGCAGCGUUUAUCGUGACUUAAGGACAAAAUGAAUGCGUUGGUCUGCAGUUGCGCUCUUGUGAACUGAACCGCUCUGUUGUGCUCUACUGUCUUUGGAGAUGUUGUCCUAUUUUCCAUCUAACAUGAAAAAAAUACUACAGUAAUUUACUGCAAAUACUUUAGCGUGUUUGAACCAUACUAUAAUAGAGUACUGGAACUAAUCUGUUGAAAUGUUUUUACAGUUGCCAUGGUAACACAAUAACUUUAGCAAUGUAUUUGUUGUGGUGAUUCUAGAGUUGCUAUAGUAACACAACAACGAUAGCAAUUGAUUUGUUGUACUGAUACUACGGUUGCUAUGGUAACACAACAACUAUAGUAAUAAUCUGUAGUGCUAAUUCUACAGUUGCUAUGGUAACACGGCAACUAGAGUAAUUCAUUCGUUGCGCUGAUUCUACAGUUGCUAUGGUAACA
This is a messenger RNA of Danio rerio (zebrafish), 2910 nucleotides long. NCBI's taxonomy places the organism in Eukaryota, Metazoa, Chordata, Actinopteri, Cypriniformes, Danionidae. The record is from RefSeq and is a predicted model, not a curated record.